Messenger RNA from Lobosporangium transversale, 1194 nucleotides. RefSeq lists its product as hypothetical. The record is from RefSeq and is a predicted model, not a curated record. Gene Ontology annotation, molecular function: methyltransferase activity. The coding region runs from base 11 to 1168 and encodes 385 amino acids. NCBI's taxonomy places the organism in Eukaryota, Fungi, Mortierellomycota, Mortierellomycetes, Mortierellales, Mortierellaceae. The transcript has 5 exons.
CUUUUGAAACAUGAGUGAAUUGACUCCCUUGGACAAGGCUAAGGAUGCAUUCCUAGGGAUUUUAGCCACGCUCGAGGGUGAUGAACUAUUGUCCUUUGAGACUUUUGUUGGCGCGGCUAUUGAGGAGCGUCUCCAGAUGUUGAACAAGGAGUAUGAGGAACAGGAUGAUAGCGAGCACCAGCAUCAUGCAGGAUGUAGCCAUGAUCAUAAUCGACAAAAGGAAGGCUCUGUAGCUCGAUCAACUGGUUCCAAGAUCUUCAAACUUAAUAAGAUCAUCCAAGAUCUGAGAGAACGGUUGCCUGUGAAUGCAGAGUCUCCAAAUGAACAAAUUACUAUCCCAAGAUCUAAGGAGUUUGAGGGAUUCACAGAGGAUAAUGUUGUUCAUGUGGAUGGAUUUCUCUAUACAGAGGAUGAUGUGGAUGAGCUCUGCGACAGUGGGAAGCUCUCGCGUAAUUACUGCCCAAAGUGUGGCUCCAAAGACACAAAGCCUCUGAACUUCAUUUCACAUUCUGCCUCGGUGGUUCAACUGCAAUUCCUCUUCCAAAUUUUGCUCAAGGAUAAGAUUAAAAACAAAGUGGUUCUCGAUGUUGGUUCAAGGUUAGGUGCUGUUCUCUAUGCUGGAUAUUUGUUCACAGAUGCCAAGAAACUAAUUGGCGUGGAAAUGAAUGACUACUUCUGUAAGCUACAGACGGAAAUGGUACAUAAACAUCGCCUACAGGAUCGAAUUGAGAUAAUGCAUGAUAAUUUAUUGAACCGUGCAUCAUUGUUGCAAAGUGCCGAUGUUAUUAUCAUGAACAAUGUCUUCCAAUUCUUCUGCCCAGUAAACGUCCAACGUGAAUUAUGGGAGUUCCUCUACACAAAUCUUCGUGAGCGAAAAGGCACUAUCUUGAUUACUGUACCAUCGCUUCAAGAUCAGCUGAAAGAUGCUGGGUUUGCUCUGCCAACUAAGAAACCCAAGAGCAAAAAGAGAAAAGUCCCUGCAAAACCACCUGGUGUUGUAACAUCAGCUUCCAACGCUGAGACAGACAACACUGAGCCUUCAGUCGGAAACUGGUCGAGCUGGUUACGUGAGAUUGAUGUUAGAGUGACUGGCGAGGAGUUUGUGGAGGAUAUUAUGGAAGAUGAAUUAGAGGAACUUAAGUUAGUGCAUAUGUACGAAGUCAUUUAAACAUUAAACAAAAUACAAUAGACGCA